UUUGGACGGUCGUGCGUUAUUACUGUUUUAUCCGCCUUUAGAGCGGGCUUUGUAUUAUAUUACUCCUACUUAUGGAUCGAGAGUGUGUCCAAGCCAAAUUUCAAAUCCACCUAUUUUCUGGAAUUUUAGUUUUUCAACAAUGCCUCCAUUAGUUCCAAACUCUGAACAGAUCCCCUCAGAACAACCUGGGGAUUCCGAGACGGUCAGCGACAUUCCACGAGUGGCUAUCGUCGGAUCUGGUCUUGCAGGUUUAAGUGCCGCAUAUCUCCUUUCUGUCAAUGGCUACACAGUCGAUCUGUACGAAAAGAGUGGGCGGUUGGGUAUGGCUGCGGCCAAUGUCACCGUUCCAGGAGUUGAGGGCGAGGAGGAAGUGGUCAUGGAUGUUCCCAUGCGAUCGUUCUUCCCUGAACACUAUUCGCACCUAACCGCACUGUACAAAUAUCUGAAAAUACCUUAUCAUGCAUCAGAGAAUAGCAUGUCAUUCUCAACCUACGUGCCCAUAGCAAAGUCCUAUGCGGAACAAUCGGCGGCUUCCCUGGACACCGCACCCUAUUUUUCCUUUUCUUGCUUUAAGAUACCUUUCACAUCCGUUUCAAUUUCCUACCCGGACUUGCCUUCACCAUUGGCCUUUUUAAGCGCAUUGUUUCAAGCUAUCACAUCAGCGAUAUAUGCGUUGCGUGUGAUGUUUGGCUACGUAAAGCUUUUGGUGGUCGUCAAGUACCUGGCCGCAAGGGGCCAGCUGACACCCCAAGGACCAUUGAAAAAUGUCACAUUAGGACAAUUUUGGGAUUUGUAUGGAAUCGGCAUGGAGUUUGUUGAGGGGGCUUUUGAACCACUGUUCUGCGGUGUUUGUACGUGUUCAACAGAUGUAUUGAGAGGGUUCCCUGCUGUGGUCAUACUCGAAUACGUCGCGCGGGCUAUGCCAUUUGGCAAGAUGUCUUUUGUAUCCAUUGGGGUUCAAUCUGUUUGCGAGGCGCUUUCCAAACCCGUCAGAAGAGUGUUUUUAAACACAUCUGUUGAGUCCGUGCAUUCCAGCUGCGAUACAGUCGAUAAUCUUUCCGACCUGCUGGACUCGCCGCACCUAGUGGUGCAAACGUCAAGCGGAACACGGCGACUCUAUAACCAUGUGAUUUUUGCAACACAGGCGAAUCAGGCGGCAAAGAUUCUACAGGCGUCGAAAGACUUUAAGAAAGACCUUCCGGCGCAACGACAAGUGGAAGUCCUUGAAAAAUUUCUAUACGCAAAGAGUUUGGUGGUGUGCCAUACAGACGAAGCAUUGAUGCCGGCAGACAAGGAGGUUUGGCGGUGUCUGAAUUUCUUCACUACAAAAGAACAGUCUUUGAGCCGCAACGAAAUCGAUGGAUCAAAGUCAUCGGGGCCCACUACGCAAUCGGUUCUCCCGUACGAUGCAUAUGCUACAUCUUCCUGCACCCACUGGUUCAAUCGAUCCCAUCCGUCCCUCGCUCACCCCAAAGCCCCAAACUAUUACCAAACAACCAAUCCUCAUGCUCUCCCAUCACCUUCGCUCACGCUUUCGAAUACCUCCUUUGAGCGUGCUGUUGUGACAAUGUCCAGCUGGGCGGCGCUUGAGUCUUUGGACAGUGUUCAGGGAACUGGUGGAAGGUGGUUUGUAGGAAGCUAUGCUUGGGAUGGUAUACCCCUGUUAGAAGGAUGUGUUGCAAGUUCGGUGAAUGUGGUGAGUAGGAUUUCCAAGCGGGACGGAAAAACAAAUGAAAUUCGUGUGCCGUGGUCAAAUCUUGUCGGUGGCGAUAGUUCGGGGCAUAUGGACAUUCCAUGGGUGGUGGUGGUCUUUGGGCUCGCAGCUGCUGCCGCGGCCGCGAUGGUGACAUUAUCGUAGAAAUAGACGAUAUAUGAUGUAUAGAAAUUAUCUUAUCCCAAUGUAAGUGUGUCAGAAAUACAAAUGAUACAGUUUCGAUCGCAAAA
This is a messenger RNA of Spizellomyces punctatus DAOM BR117, 1944 nucleotides long. RefSeq lists its product as uncharacterized. The coding region runs from base 140 to 1858 and encodes 572 amino acids. Lineage: Eukaryota; Fungi; Chytridiomycota; Chytridiomycetes; Spizellomycetales; Spizellomycetaceae. Gene Ontology annotation, molecular function: oxidoreductase activity. The transcript is spliced from 3 exons. The record is from RefSeq and is a predicted model, not a curated record.